Dimorphilus gyrociliatus is the source of this 2287-nucleotide messenger RNA. The record is from the annotation of a GenBank genome assembly. NCBI's taxonomy places the organism in Eukaryota, Metazoa, Annelida, Polychaeta, Dinophilidae.
GAUGCCAAAGUUACCUUGGCAAAAUUCUAAAAACAAAGAAGAUCUUCCACCGGAGAAGGGUCUUGCAAAAGUUAUAAGACCGGAUAUGAGUCAAAUUAAGGAGGAAACUCCAAAACUCUCUAAUAAAAUUGAAUCGUCGAAAACUUCGGCGAAAACAAGUGAAGUGCCUCCUAGUUCGAGCAUUAAGAUUAAAGAUGAACCUAAGAAAGUAGAAAAGCGUAUAGAAAAAAAGAUAGAGCCAAAACAGGAACAAACACCUGCUGAGGUUAAUAAUAAAGUGGAAAUUGUGAACCAAACAAAAGAUACGGAAUUAGAUGAAGCUGUUGAAAAUGCUGCGUUAACCUCUGUUAUAAAACUUUCGUUGAGCGAUGCUCGUAAAACUCUGGAAGAGACUGUUCUUGUACAUAAGAAAGCAGUUGCUGCAAUUAAAGACCAUAAUACUAAAUUAAGAAAGGCCAUGGAACUAGAUUCUAGCAACAUAUUGGAAAAAGACAGCGAGUGGAAAAGUGUGACUGAGGCAUACAAUAUAAAAAAAAAACGCGUUGAGGAAGCUGAGGCUCUGUUGUCAGAAACAAAGGCUGUCAUCGAAAAAAUUGAAUUACAGAUUGAUGAUGGAAAGAGUAGUAAAUUGACAAAGAAAAAUAAAGUUUUAUCGGAAGCUGUUGGCGAAGUUUCGAAGUUUAAAUACGAAUUAGGCUCCAUCAGAGAGGAAUUAAAGAAAACUGUUACUGAUGAUAAUAUCUUAAAAGAAUAUCACGACUUAGUUACUGCUAGUAAAAAACAAUUUAGAGAUGAAGUUGAAGCUGUUACACCUGGUCUUAGAAUCAGUAGGAAAUUAUGGGAAAAAAUGUCUAUGGAUGAGAUGCAUUUGCUACUUGCUCAUUCUUACAGAAGAGUAGAGCAAUUACAAGAACAAUUAGCCCAACAACAAGUUACUGAAGUAUUAAGAAUAGAAGAAGCCCUAGAUAAGCAGAAAAUAUCGAACAAUGACAUUACCAAAAAAUCUGUUGAGAGAGAAAGAGAGCUUUUGUUGAAAGAAAAAGAGAGAGAAAAAGAAAAUUGGGUAAUCGAUGCCAGAGUUCAAUUUGAAAAUGAACUACGUGAGCAGUUAAAUAGACAAGCAUCUAUCCAUGGCGAUCAUAUGGCUGAAAUUUUAAAAUUACAGGGGUUUUUUUUAGUUCAAACUCCGCUCAUUUUACGAUGUCAUUCAUGUGGUAUUGAAUUGAGAAAUCCGGCAGAAAUUAAAAGUUUUUCGGAACUAAUACAUCUAGAUGAAUGCAAAUAUUCCAAUGAUAGCAAACCGAAGCAUAUUCCAAUCCCAGAGCUAGAAGAAUGCAGUACUGAUAAUUCAAAUGAUUCAAUAGAUAUGACAUUAUACGGUAAUCGUUUGAAAACCUAUUCUAACUGGCCUAUACACGAUAUUAUAGAGCCAGUUGAACUUGCCAAAUGUGGUUUUUUCUAUCUUGGAGAAGCAGAUAAAGUACAGUGUUAUAUGUGUAAAGGAAUAAUUCAUCAAUGGAAUUUAGGUGAUACAGCAACUGAAGAGCACAAAAAGCAUUUCCCAAAUUGUCCAAAAAAAGAAUUAGAAUCAGAAUAUACCGAGGUACUGAAGGAGCGUUUGCAAAAAGCUAGAGAUGACUUUGAUCUUACAGUUGCAGCAUCGAUUGGUCGCCUUCGUGGAAUUGAAGAGGCAGUAGAGUCUCGUUCUAAUGUUGAGGAAGCUGCCAGACAAGCUCAAAAGCUGUGGAUAGCUUGUCAAAGUUUGGUAACAGCAGUUGAUCAACCUGAUGCAGAAUCAAGAUCAUUAAAACCCGAUGUGGAAGCUAUUCGAUCAGCUUCUCAAAGUCAUCCCUUCGUUCAGCGUGUUUUAGCUUCGCUAACAGGGGAACCGGUUAGAAAUGAAAAUGAAAUUAGAAGUAGAUUUAAUAAAGUUAAGAAAAUAUGUAAACGAGUUGCAAUGCUUGAUGAAACUGGUGGUACACUAUGGGAAUAUUUCGUGAGCUUCGUUCAGUCCCUGUUUGUCAUAUCAGCAUCUAAACCAAUGGAUUUGGACCAGCCCAUUGAUAUUUCCGUAAUUUCAACCUUUGUUAUAUUAGAUAACGCUAAACAUUACAUGGAAAUAGGAGACAUGGAAACAGCACUCAAGUUUAUGAAUCAGUUGAGAGGCGAAGCAAGAAAUGUUGCUUCAGAUUGGAUAAAAGAUACAAGAAAGUUGUUGGAAGCAAGACAAGCUGCCAGAGUGCUCCUCGCUUUCGCUUCAGCAGAGGGAGUCGCUGCAAAAGUUUAA